UGUUACUUUCUUCAACGGAUUUUGACUUCAGCUCCGGCUGCAAGCAGUGGGCAUGUGGAUGUGGAUGGAAGGACUAUCGGUAGAUAUCUCUUCUCAUUACAGAUUUAUGGCGAUGGCAAGCAGACAAGAUCAUUUCAAUAUGUUGAUGACUUGGUUGAAGGUCUGGUUCGAUUGAUGGCUUCAAACUAUAGUCUGCCAAUCAACCUAGGAAACCCGGACGAGUUUAUGGUUCAAGAGCUAGCUGACCAAAUUAUAAAGCUAACAGGUACCACUAGGAGCCCUGUUCAAUUGGGCAACAUGAAUGCUCCAUUCUUUACACACCCAGCUUAUACAGCAUUGUAA
Protopolystoma xenopodis is the source of this 342-nucleotide messenger RNA. The record is from the annotation of a GenBank genome assembly. NCBI's taxonomy places the organism in Eukaryota, Metazoa, Platyhelminthes, Monogenea, Polystomatidea, Polystomatidae.